GAGAGCAGCACAGCCCAGGCGAGGAGCACCGUGGCUGGAGAGAGGGGGGAAAAUGCCUUGCUUUGUGGAGAGAGUUCCUCCAGAGCGACAGGGAGAGCUGGGGCAGAGCAAGCGGGGCAGCUUCCUGUCAGCUGAAAGGGCUGUAUGCACUGAUAGGACCUCAGGAAAAUCCAAGAUGGCUGCCAAAAGAAAAGGCGGCUUGAAGCUGAAUGCUAUCUGCGCUAAGCUGAGCCGGCAGGUGGUCUACGACUCCACCUCCCAGAAUGCCGAGGAGGGGCCCGGCCUGGCAGACAGUUGCGAGAGGGGCAGCCUGCACCAUGAGGAUGCUGAUCGGCCCGACGUUGACUACCUGGAGGGCCCAGCCCCCGAGGACGACCAGCGGCGGCGCGAGGCCAUUGAGCGCUGGGUGAAUGGGGACUACGGCGAGGAGACUUCGCUGGAGGGGGCGCGGGAAAGCCCCCCCGAGGGGGUUUACAUGAUUCAGCCCAAGGGCUGCAGCGAGGAGGAGGAUGACGCAGGCGAGGAGCAUUCCAGCCUGCCCGGCUCACGCAACAGCAGCUACCGCGAGGACCGCGACUCGGAGGACACGGGACCCAAAGAGGACAGCUACGCCUCCCCUGGCGAGACCCCUGGCCGCCAGGCCCCUUUCUCCUCUCCUGAGGCAGAUACCAAAAGACCUGUGGUGUCUUGCAAGGCCUCUGGUGGGGGUGUAGGCCCCCCCAGCUCAGGUCAGAGGGCAGUGAAGGGCUCUGGUGAAGGUCAGCUUCAUACCUCAGGCCAGGGGACAAUAGGUGAGGCCCACGCUCUGCGUGACUACGCUGCCAACACCAUGAACGAGUUCCUGGGCAUGUUUGGCUAUGAUGAUCAGCAGGUGCGCGACGAGCUCGCCCGCAAGAUCAGCUUUGAGAGGCUCAAGGUAGCCACCUGUGACCCGGCGCCCCCUGGUGGCGAGGAGGUCUCCCGACGUGCUCGAUUUUCCAAGUAUGAGGAGUACAUCCGCAAGCUAAAGGCAGGCGAGAGCCCCUGGCCCCUGCCCAAGGCUGACGAGGCCGGCCCCAAGCUAGGCCAGGAGAAGGCCUCGCUGCUGCCGGCCCCGGGCUGCCUCCAGCCCUCCGAGGGCCGCCUCCAGGCCUCUGAGGGCCAGGUCUACCCAGCCGGCUCCGACCACAAAGCCGGGGGCCACCUGGGGGGCCCGCCCGCCAGUCCCACACAGAUGCAGGGCCUGGCGUCACGUGCCUCCAAGUACGACUUCUUCAUCCACAAGCUGAAGAUUGGAGAGAGCCUGAGGCAGCAGAAUGGCGCCACCUACAGACGGCCCUCCAAGUAUGACCUAGAGAACGUCAAGUUCCUGCAUCUCUUCAAGCCCGGGGAAGGGAGCCCCGACAUGGGUGGGGCCAUCGCCUUCAAGACCGGCAAGGUGGGCCGCCCGUCCAAGUACGACAUCCGAAACAUUCAGAAGCUGAUGCCCGGCAAGCCAGAGGCGGCUCUCAUGCCCAACGUGCUCCAAGCGCCUCCGGGCAACCCCACGGCCACCGCCCCGGGUGCCAGCGCCGCCACCAGCGUUCCCGGGGACCAGGCCGGACCCCUGGCCUUCAGUGCUGCUGACUACCUGAAGUCCAGCUUUUCCAAGACUGACUCCAUCACCACGGGAACCGUGUCCUCAGUCAAGUCACAGACGUGUCCCUGUCACCUGAGGACCAUGUCAGCCCAGCAUCUGUGCAGCCUCCGUCAGAGUGAGGUGUUCAUUUUCACUGCCGCAGAAGCACCUGAUAAAAAACAGCCAGCCCUGAUGUGGGCUGGAUGCUCCGGGCGCGGCGUCUGUAUCUGCCAGCUGCAGCUUGUGGCCGGCUGGACCCGGCUUCAUAUCCCAUCCCUAACCGGCGCCCGCCUGGGCCUCGACUUGCCCCCCUACAGGUUUUCGGGCAGUCAGCAUUGCGGCCAUGUCCACUGCGCCUACCAGUACCGCGAGCACUACCACUGCAUGGACCCGGAGUGCAACUACCAGAGAUUCACCAGUAAGCAGGACGUGAUCCGGCACUACAACAUGCACAAGAAGCGGGACAACUCCCUGCAGCACGGGUUCAUGCGCUUCAGCCCGCUGGAUGACUGCAGUGUCUACUACCACGGCUGCCACCUCAACGGCAAGAGCACCCACUACCACUGCAUGCAGGUGGGAUGCAACAAGGUGUAUACCAGCACCUCUGACGUCAUGACCCAUGAGAACUUCCACAAGAAGAACGCCCAACUUAUCAACGAUGGCUUCCAGAGGUUCCGCGCCACCGAGGACUGUGGCACUGUGGAAUGCCAGUUCUAUGGGCAGAAGACCACCCACUUCCACUGCAGGCGACCUGGGUGCACCUUCACCUUCAAGAACAAGUGUGACAUUGAGAAGCACAAGAGCUAUCACAUCAAAGAUGACGCCUACGCCAAGGACGGCUUCAAGAAGUUCUACAAGUACGAGGAAUGCAAGUACGAGGGCUGCGUCUAUAGCAAGGCCACCAACCACUUCCACUGCAUCCGCAGUGGCUGUGGCUUCACCUUCACCUCCACCAGCCAGAUGACGUCGCACAAGCGCAAGCACGAGCGCCGGCACAUCCGCUCCUCCAGCGUGCUCGGCCUGUCCUCCUCCUUCCUGGUGCCCAAGGAGGAGCCAGAGGAGUCCAGCAACGACGACCUGAUGGACUUCUCCGCACUCAGCAGCAAGAACUCCAGCCUGAGUGCCUCUCCUACUGCCCAGCCCUCCUCUUCCGGGCAGCCUGUACCGUCGCUGCCGGCCACACCUGCCACUAGCGCCGCCUCCGUCUCCACAGGCCUGACCGCCAAGCCCAUGCCUUCGCUCCCCGCCACGGGCCGCAUGUCCAGCCUGCUGAGCCAGGCGCUGCCUGCCAACGUGCCAGUGGCCCUGGCCCUCUCCGGCUCCAGCCCCUUCUUCCCACUCAUGCCACGCCUCCCACUGCAGCUCCCGCCCACCUCCGCGGCCACGGCCAUAGCCUCCGGCGCCAACACUCGCACCUCCCCCAGCGACUGCCAGAGCAGCUCCACCCCCGGGGAGGGCAUCACCUCAGCGCCUGGCAGCUUCGCCGCCACCUCCAUUGUGGAGAAGAUCUCUGCUACCAAGGGCCUAAUAUCACCCAUGAUGGCCAGGCUGGCCGCAGCGGCCCUGAAGCCUUCUGGGAACCUGGAGACAGGGAACGGGCUGCCCGCUCCGCCGGGCCGCUUCAACCCGGUUCACGUGAAGCAGGAGCCCACGGACGGCAAUGCCGGCGCUUCCCAGGAUUCCCUGCAGGAGCACAGCCUGGAUCUGAGCAAGAAGGUCCACAGUAAUGACUCAAACGGACACCCUGUUCUGGGAAAUACAUCUCUUUUAUCCUCGCUUAUGAAUAAGAUGUCUCAUGUGAACUCAGGCUUGUUUGGCUCGCUGAACCUGAAGACGGACACGGAGGGCGUCCUGGGGUCGGACGGCUCCGAGGCGAUGCAGUACCUCAGCCACAUCAUGAAACGACCCCAGCAGGACAAGCCUGUGGAGCUGUGGAGGACCUACUUGCGCAGGUUUGGCACAGAGGACUUCUGCGAGACCCACUGUGACUUCCUGCGCAAGGUUCACUUCCACUGCCUGGUAGAGGACUGCGGUGCCCUCUUCAGCACGGUCGACGGAGCCAUCAAGCAUGCCAACUUUCACUUCCGGGCGACCAUGAAGGUGAAGUCAGAGCCCCACUUCGGCGAGAACAAGGAGCCAGGGGAGGGCGCCCCACCUCAGCCAUCUGUGCCCAUUUCCAUGGCCGCCAUCGCCACCACAGAGGCGGCGGGCUUCUGCUCCUCUACAUCUCCCUCGCUGCUGGCCUGGAAGCAGCUGACGGGCGCCGUGCCUCCACUGCCCGCCGCCUCUGCCCCCCUGGCCACCACCUCGCUGGAGAAUGCCAAGCCGCAGGUCAAGCCGGGAUUCCUGCAGUUCCAGGACAAUGACCCCUGCCUGGCCACAGACUGCAAGUACUCCAACAAGUUCCACUUCCACUGUCUGUUUGGGAACUGCAAGUAUGUGUGCAAGACUUCGGGGAAGGCAGAGUCACACUGUCUGGACCACAUCAACCCCAGCAACAACCUGGUCAACGUGCGUGACCAGUUCUCCUACUACUCACUGCAGUGCCUCUGUCCCAAUCAGCACUGCGAGUUCCGGAUGCGCGGCCACUACCACUGCCUGAGGCCUGGCUGCUUCUUCGUCACCAACAUCACCACCAAGCUGCCGUGGCACGUGAAGAAGCACGAGAAGGCGGAGCGCCGCGCCGCCAACGGCUUCAAGUACUUCACCAAGCGCGAGGAGUGCGGCCGGCUUGGCUGCAAGUAUAACCAAGUGAACAGCCAUUUCCACUGCAUCCGGGAAGGCUGCCUCUUCUCCUUCCUCCUGAAGCACCAGAUGACGUCCCACGCCCGCAAGCACAUGAGGAGGAUGCUGGGAAAGAACUUCGACCGUGUCCCCUCCCAGGUGGUACCCCAUGCCCAUAGGCCAGAUGAGAUGCAGAACAUGGCAAGCCUGUCGGCGGGUGCCGGGGGGCCCGGCAUGUCGGGCUUCACAGAUGACGGAGACGAGUAUAUGGACUACCUGGGCGGCGGCAGCAGCCCGCUCGGCCUUUCCUCAGAGUCGUCCAACCAGGACCGCAGCUGCACCAGCACCCCAGUGGGCAACGACAGCUCCCCGGCAGGAUCAGGCUGCCAGGUCCCUGCUCCUGCUGCCAUCGCCCCCGCUGACACUUCCGCUACCCACAAUGCACCUCCUCCACCGCCACCUCCUCCUCCUCCACCUUCUCUGCUACCUCCACUGCAGCCCACGGCCUCGCCUUUCCCCCCGGCCCUGCUACGGCCGCCCCUCCCCUCGCUGCCAUACCUCCUCUCUCCAUCCUGUCUGUCAUACUCUCUGCUCAGCGCCUCCCUCGGAGCCACCCGGGGUGUUGUCAUGCCGACCAACACGCCGGCGUUCAGUCCGAUCGUUGCCGCGCCGUCUCCGGUUAAAAGCGACGUCCCUAUAGUGCAGGAUGCCGCAGGCAACACCAUCUCCAUCCCGACGGCAACUGGGGCCAAGAAGCGCUUCUGGAUCAUCGAGGACAUGUCACCCUUUGGGAAACGCCGCAAGACACCAUCCUCACGCAAGAUGCUGGACGAGGGCAUGAUGCUGGAUGGCUUCCGGCGUUAUGACCUCUAUGAGGAUUGCAAGGACAGUGGCUGCCAGUUCUCGCUGAAAGUGACGCACUACCACUGCACACGGGAGAACUGCGGCUACCGCUUCUGCGGCCGCACGCACAUGUACAAGCACGCGCAGCACCAUGACCGCGUGGACAACUUGGUGCUGGACGACUUCAAGCGCUUCAAGUCAUCGCUGAGCUGCCACUUCCCCGACUGCCAGUUCUCAGGGAACAGCACGCAUUUCCACUGCCUGCGCUGCGGAUUCCGCUGCACGGACAGCACCAAGGUGACGGCGCACCGCAAGCACCACGGCAAGCAGGACGUCAUCAGCGCCGCCGGCUUCUGCCAGUUCAGCUCCAGCACCGACUGUGAGGUGGCCGACUGCAAGUACAAGCUCAAGUGCUCGCAUUUCCACUGCACGUUCCCUGACUGCAAGCACACAGUGGUGGGCAUGUCGCAGAUGGACUCGCACAAGCGCAAGCACGGCAAGCAGGAGCGCGGUGAGCUGCAGGCCCUUUCACCCGGGAGGGACACCCACAUGGCCCCCUCUAUGCCACCGCCUGGCAUGGCCACACCUGGCUCCAGACCCCACUGCAUCCCGCAGCACCGUCCCGCCGCCUUUCUCCCAUCGACCAGCGACGCCCCAGCAUUUGAUGGCCCCACCCCCACCUCCGGUGUCAGCCUGGACAGCUCCCUGACGCUAGGCACGGACACCGGUGGCUCUCUCUUCUUCCUCAAGAACACGGCCGGUCUUGGUCUGAGCGACUCGCUGGACCUGAGUGGCGCGAUGCAGCGUGGGCCGCUGGGCACGCCCUCAUCGAUCGGCACCACUCACCUCGGCCCCACCGGCCCACACGGCCCGCCCCACCCCCACAAUGACGCCGAGGACGACCUCUCACCCGAGGAGGAGAUGAACGUGGAGGACGAGGAGGAGGAUGAGGAGGAGGAGGAGGAAGAUGAAGACGAGGAGGAUGAGGAGGGCGAGGAAGACCUGAACACAGACUCGUACGAAGAUUCUAUCCCCGAGCCGGAAGGCAUGGACGGGGAGAAGGACAGCGGAGUGGGCUUCGAUGCUCCCACAAACCACGUCAGCGCGUCCCCCGUGGAGCAGGGCGAGGCGGAACUGUGAAGCACCCAAGCUGAAGCAGGAUCUGGCGGGAUACGAACAAACAGGACCUGCGGCCUUGUGUGUCACGCCAAGGGCUGGCGUCGAGGACGAGGCGGCAAUACGGCCCUCAGCGAUCCGCUCUCAUGUUUACAAGAUGACCAACGUUAUUCGUUUUAGUAUGCAUACAGAAAAACAAACGGAAGACCUGCCCAAUGAGGCUCUUUUACACGUGGGUGCAAAACGUCGAUGUUUUCUUACACUUCGCUCUUUCUUGUGUGCGUGCAUGUUUGAAUUUAAUUUAUUUUUCUUUUGUUUGUUACUUUUUUCAUGUGUGGUAAAAACACCAUAAGAAAAAAACAUUUAUCAUAAUAUAUGUAUAACUAUAUACAGUAGGUGUGUGGAUAUCGAUAUACAAAGGGAACUGUAAGUGUGCGGUCAUUACACAAACUGCUAAACCCUUUCUACCUGUUAAAGGGAAAUCACUGUACAAAUAUAUAUAGGGGAGAUUUAUUAAAGAGGAUGUGGUAGAAUAAUGGAGUUUAAUGGAAAAACGCAAUGCAUUAUUGUUAUUAUCAUUACUAUUACAGUGCAGGGUUUCCGCACUAGUGCUCUGACGUUCCAGCAGUCGCUGAAAGCUGGUUCUCCGUUCCGUGUUCCCCUGCUUAGACACGCUCUCUCUGUCUCAGAGCGCAGGCGCGGCGGGACCCGUUUACCGGGCCGCCCUGCAGCUCCGGUCCCCCGCAGCCAGUGCCGGCUAAUAACGUUCCCUCGAUCUGGGCGGGCAGAAGUUUGAGCAGAGUCACUCACACACCCGGGGGGGGGGAGCAGGUAGGAAACAAACCGACACACACCUUGCUGAGCUGUCAGAGUGCUGCUCCUGCUGAACAGCCCCCUCCUCCCCCAUAACGGCGCCUGACGUUAGCUAACGGGGGUCGCGUGCCGAAAACACAAGUUUGGGAUGUUUGAAAUUCCAAGGUCCGCUCGUUACACCGCCACGUUCCGCAGCAGGAAUAACCAAAGGCAAGCUUCUCUCUCUCUCUUUCUUUCUUUCUUUUUUCCUCUUGGCACCACGCGAACAGUGAAAGGAACUGCUGAUGGAUGGGCCUGCUAGUGGACUGGACCGUGGUCAGCGUAGGGAACGAAGAGCUGAUUUUUCUUUUAAAUACAAGUUGUGUAGCAUGAACCAAUAGAUGAAAAUGACUAGGGAGAUGAAGGCAUUCUCUGGCGUAUCCUGUGAGAGAGUAAUUAAGGAGAUGUCGUGAAAAUCAUCUUCGGGUGGGCGGGUUGAAGGUCGAAUAAACAAGAAAAAGAGGGUUUGACGGGGCGUGGGGUAUUUGGGGGAUGUGUCCGAUGCUGGGGAGAGGGAGGUGUGUUCGUGUGAAAUGUACAGAAAGAAAACUGUCGAUUUUCGUUGUUUUGCCCUCGACCAUGACAGUGGCCGAGAUACGGUUGUAACGGUUUUAUUUAAUAUUUAUGUGACCUUGCAAUGAGAAUUUAGGGUGUUUUGCACUUUUCUAGGACCGUUUUUACUUCAUGAAAAAUACGGCAUAUAUCUUUGGACAGGGAAAUCGCUUUACGUUGUUUUAGUUUGUUUUGAUGCACAAAUAAUUGUAAGUGUGACAAAGAACUGUUAUUCUGUGUUUAAUUUAAAGUAAGGACUGAUUUUAUUUUUGUUCUUUUUUGCUUCCAUGAUUUGAUGACUAUGGUAAAGGAGCACCAGAUGUGUGUCCAUUGAGAAACGCUAAUAAUUAAUUACACUAAUAAGGACUGUAACCGAUUCUUUAUAAAGACGAGAUCUAAAGUACAAAAUUGUUUUUUUGUAGCCAGGUCUGAAUCUUGGUUGAAAAUGAAUGACUGUACCUUUCUUCAGGAAUGACGGUGUAAAAUCAAGGAGCAGGGAAUGCUAUCAUUAAAUUAUUUCUGGAACAUUCUCUUUCAAAGAAUAUAUGGUAUAGGUGAUUAAAUGUGUAGAUGGUUAUCUUCACAAUAUUGUCUCAAAAAAAAGAAAAAAAGCUGUACAGUAUUUUUCUGUAACAAAAUAUAUAUGAACAAAAUGCUCUUUGAUGAAACGCUUCCAGUAAGAACCGAAAAGAAUAAAAAAGGUGAAAAAGGAAAAUGGAAAAAAACGAAAUUCUGAAAUAGUACCGAUGUAGUUCGCUUGUGUAUGUGAGUAUUUUUCCGUUUUGCCCUUUUUAGGAUUAGAAACAAAUAAUUUAGCGCCCCCGACAGACUGUAGCACUGCAAGCGAAAACUGGUUAAUUCGGGUCGAAUUUUUUGCAUUAGAAAAAAAAUCUGUUGUUAGGGAUUUUAAGAAUAACGGCGAACACACUGAUUAGAUUUGUCAAUUGGUGUUCCUAGUUUAUUUAACGCCAUGACCACUUUGUCACAGUUUUGUGUGUUUUUCUUAUUAUUUAAUUAGUCCUCAACGUUUUUUUUUUCGAGCACGCCUCAACUCAUCGCUUCACUCCGGUCUCAAACUCAAGGCUUCUGCCUCUCCUGGACUGUUCCCCUUCAAAGAAUUGUUGAAAUAGAAAUUGGGCUGGGAGGCAUAUUGUGCACUUGAAUACAAUUUUAUGUGUGUAAAAUAGCAGGAUUUGUAAAAAGUGGAAAAUAAAGAAAAUAUAAUUAUUAUAACAAUA
Paramormyrops kingsleyae is the source of this 8922-nucleotide messenger RNA. The record is from RefSeq and is a predicted model, not a curated record. NCBI's taxonomy places the organism in Eukaryota, Metazoa, Chordata, Actinopteri, Osteoglossiformes, Mormyridae.